AUGGUGCAGGCGAAGUGGUGGCUCGGCAGCCGCGAGACGGAGGCCUCCGUGGACGCGAGGAUCGAGGAGCUCGGCGCGCGCCUCUGCUACUCGCCGCACAACGUCAUCGCCGUCGUCGGCCACUCGCACUACUUUCGGCAGCUCUUCCGCGCGCAGCUCGACGAGCGCGCGACGCUCGACGGAGGCGACGCCUCGGCGCUCACCGUGCAGAAGCUCAGCAACGCAGGCGCGGGACGGCGCGCGGCGAGGCGAGACCCACCGCGCGCCGCCGAGAGGGAGGCGCCACGGAGGCUCUCACCCGCCUCGCGUGCGCGCUCCGCAGGCGCGCGCAUCACGGCGGUCCAGCUGCUGCCGGGGACCGAGCUGGCCUCUCAAAAAAGAAAAAUCUCGUUGGACGGACGGCUGAGACCCGGAAACCUGCUCUCGAGCGAGGGCGUGGCCGAGGGUCAGCGCGUGUGGAUCAAGAACAAAUCGUCGGACCCGAGAGAGCCACCCUUCCUCGCCGGGACUGUCGUCGAGGCGGAUGGCACCACCGCCAAAAUCGCGCUCGACAACUGGGGCUCAGGUGAGACGGUCGCGGUGUCAGAGUCGGAGCUUGACGUGGCCAACGCCGUCUCUGCUGAGCUGAGCGGCGGCGAGGAGCGGGCGGAGCCGGACAACUGCGAUCUUCUCCAGCUCUCAGAGGCGACGCUGCUGCACAACACGCUCCUCCGCUACCGCCGCGACGAGAUCUACACCUUCACCGGACCGAUUGUCACGUCGCUCAACCCGUGCAAGCCCAUCGACGGCCUCUACUCGACGGAGCGCAUGAAGGCUGCCAAGCCUCGCGAGGAGGACGAGCUCGGCGCGCCCAACCCGCACAUCUACUCUGUCGGCGCAAAUGCGUACAAGACCCUGUGCGAGACGGGCCGCAACCAGUCGAUCGUCGUUACGGGCAUCUCUGGCGCGGGCAAGACCGAGGCGAACAAGUACCUCCUCAAGUACCUCGUCUGGCGGGCGAGCAAGGAGGGCACGGAGAGCUCGCCGAUGGCGCAGACCGUGCUCGACUCGACGCCUGUCUUUGAGGCGUUCGGCAACGCGACCACCGUGAUGAACCCAAACUCGUCGCGCUUCGGCAAGUUCAUGCGCGUGCUCUUUGACGACGCGGGCUGCAUCUCGGGCGCCAACAUCUCCACCUACCUCCUCGAGAAGUCGCGCCUCGCCCUGCAGCAGCCCGGCGAGACCAACUUCCACAUCUUCUACCAGCUGCUCGCGGGGCUCGACGACGGCGCCCUCGCCAAGCUCCACCUUGGGCGCGACUCGGCGAGCUUCCACUACCUCACGCGCGCGGGGUCGGGCGUGCGCGAGGGCCUCGACGACGUGAACGAGUUCAAGGCGACCCACUCGUCCAUGCAGACGCUCGGCCUCCGGCCAGACGACGUGUUCUCCAUCCUUGCCGGCAUCCUGAACCUCGGCAACGUCACCUUUGAGGUCGUCGAUGAGAACAACGCCGAGCGCGCGUCCAAGGUGUCGAACCCGGACGUGAUUGCAAAGGCGGAGGCGCUGCUGGGCAUGACCGGCCUCAGCCGGGUCCUCACCGUGCGGCGCGUCCAGGCGGGCGCGCGGGCGUCCGUGUACGAGAAGCCGCUCAACCCCGAGCAGGCGGGCCGCGCGCGCGAUGCGCUGAGCAAGCGCGUGUACGACCGCCUCUUCUCGUGGAUCUGGAUCGGCCUCCUCGACAUCUUCGGCUUCGAGAUCUUCAGCUCCAACUCGCUCGAGCAGCUGCUCAUCAACCUGGCCAACGAGAAGCUGCAGCGCUUCUUCCUCGACUCCGCGCACUACGAGGCGGAGCAGAUCGAGUGGACGGCCGUCGAGGUGCCCGACAACGGCCCGAUCGUGGCCGCCAUCGAGGACCUGCCGAACGGAGUGCUCCCCCUGCUGGACGAGCAGUGCUGGCUCGGCGACCGCGGCAAGGACUCGACUUUCUGCACCCUCCUCAACCAGAAGAACCCCAUCUGCUCCGCCGAGUUCGCCAAGCUCGACCAGAAGGGGCGCGCACGCUUCGACCCGAGCAACAACUUCACGCUCGCCCACUUUGUCGCGCCUGUGACCUACACCGCGCAAGAGUUCAUCGAGAAGAACCGCGACUCGAUCUUCGAGGAGAUGGCGCAUGCGCUCGUCGACUCGACCAAUCCCCUCCUGCCCGAACUCUUCCCAGCCUCCGAGCUCGACGCGACGGAGGUCCGCGCAGCCAAGGGCUCGGGCAAGUCGUACGGCUCCGUGGCGUCCAAGUUUGGGUCGUCGCUCACCGAUUUGCUCGCCGAGCUCGCCUCGACCGACCCCGGCUUCGUGCGCACCAUCAAGCCGAACGUGGGGCUCAAGCCCGGGGCGCCGGACGAGCGGCUGAUCCUCGAGCAGCUGCGGACGUGCGGCAUGCUGCAGUGCGUCAAGAUGAUCCGCUCGAUGUUCCCGACGCGCAUCCUGUACACGGACGUGGUGGCGCGCUACGCCAGCUGCGUCGCGUCUUACUCGUUUAUGGCGGAGCGCGAGCCGCGCGACUUCACCGCCGCCAUCUGCGAGUCGUUCGACGUCGACCCCGAGGAGUACCGACUCGGCCUGACCAAGCUCUUCAUCAAGGGCGGUUGUGCGGUUGCGCUCAACAAGCUGCUCCGCGGCGCCACCACGCGCGCCGAGCAGCUGCUGCAAGAGGCGCUCCUCCGCUGGAAGCUCAAGCUCUGGCACAAGGAGCGUUUCGUCGUCGAGAAGCUGAUGGCGUGGGCCUCGCGCGCGCGCGCGCGCCUGGGGAAGCCGACGAUCCUGCCCACCACCCACCACAUCCUCGCGUACCGAGCGCUCCGGCGAGCCUACGUCGACGAGCUGUGGCGCCAGCGCGCGGCGGCAAAGGUGCAGGCGCUGAUCAAGGCGCGGAAGCAGCGCGAGCGCAACCUGCUCGAGAGGAAGGCUGCCGUCGUCCUCGGCGCUGCCAUGCGCUGCACGCUUGCCCAGCGCGAGCUGGCCCGCCGGAAGGCCAACUACGACGCUGCGACCAAAAUCCAGGCUGCAGCGCGAGCCCUUGCCGCACGAACCUUGUACAACAAACUUCGCGCCGCCGUCUCACUGCAGGCGGCGGCGCGAAUGCGACUGGCGCGACUGAAGCUUCUGGCAUUCAAGGAGGCGCCACUCCGUGCGCUCAUCCGGAUGCAGGCGCUCGCGCGAGGGAAGCCGCCACAGAGGGCGCUGCGGAUGGCGCUGCUCGCGGUGCGCGUGCUGCAGUCCAUCUGGAGGAUGAAGCGGAUCCAGAUCAUCCGGAGGAAGCUGCUCGAGGCGGCGCGCGUGCUGCAAAAGGGCGCCGUCAUGCUCAAGUACAAGAAGAAGGGCGGCUUCCUCGGCACCAACCACGAGCCGCACCGCCGAUUCGUUUGGCUCUCGGGCGACAUGCGCAACCUCUGCUGGUGCAAGCCUUCGGAGCAGGGCGAGCCCGCCAAGGCUGCCAAGCCCACGUUCAUGUCCAAGACCAACAAGGUGAUUGCAAACAAGACGGUCAUCCUGGCCCACGUCGGGGCCAUCGGUAUCGGCGCCCAGACGACCGUCCUUAAGAAGAUGGACAACCCGGGCAUCAUGCAGAAGCUGGUCGAGAAGCGCAAGGACGGCACGAUCGAUGAGAACGCCUUCUCCAUCAUCGUGCCCGGCAUCUGGGACGCAGACACGCAAAAGAUCCUGCCGGAGCGCCGGCUGGACCUGUACGCCGAGUCGAAGUCGGAGCGCGAGGCGUGGGCAAAGGCGCUGAAGGUGGUGCUCGAUCACGGCCACGUCUUCGACACGUCCUACCUCAUUGCGUACCAGCGGCAGCAGGAGGAGAAGGAGCGCGGCAGCUUGGCGGGCAAGAGCGGGUCCGACUCGAGCACGUCCGACCUCUCGACCACCGUCAAAACACUCGCCUUUGCAGAGGGCCAGCUGGCCAAGGCGCAGUCGUCCGACAUUGACGAGCUGCGCAAGCUCUCGGCGCGCACCAACAAAGGUGGCAGCACUGCGUCGCUCGGGCGGGUGCCAGAGGGCAGUCCAGAGGUGCCGGGCGCCCCGCCAAAGGAGUCGGCCAUCUCGGCGAUCAACGCUCGCGUCGGAUCUUUCAUGGUGCGGGGGAAAAAGCCGACGGCCCCGGGCGCCUGACGGGCCCGCGGCGCCACCGCCGCCGUGCUUCAGUCGGCAGACUCGCGUUCCCUCGAUACUCGUGUAACUAUCCCGGGCGUAGCCACGCUCGUCGUGUGGGGGCGACCGUUGGUGCUGUGGAGGUGGGCGCAAGCUCUGUCGGUGCUCCGGGGCUGCAUGCGCAAGCCAACGGCUACGCCUACGGUUCCCCCCUGCUGUGUCUCGGAGAGCAAUGCUGAGAGGCGGCAGGCAGGCAGGGGGGUUGGGACCUCUUGCCUGCGGAUGUAUCGGCACACGCGCUGCCCUCCAUGUCUUUUGUCCUGUGCAAUAAGCAUAUUAUCUGAUCC
Emiliania huxleyi CCMP1516 is the source of this 4472-nucleotide messenger RNA. RefSeq lists its product as hypothetical. The transcript has 17 exons. Lineage: Eukaryota; Haptophyta; Isochrysidales; Noelaerhabdaceae. The record is from RefSeq and is a predicted model, not a curated record. Gene Ontology annotation, cellular component: myosin complex; vesicle; actin cytoskeleton. Gene Ontology annotation, biological process: vesicle transport along actin filament; actin filament organization. Gene Ontology annotation, molecular function: actin filament binding; ATP binding; microfilament motor activity. The coding region runs from base 1 to 4146 and encodes 1381 amino acids.